GAUUUAGAAAAGGAGGGAGGAGGUGACACCAUUGAUCAGCACCCCGUCUUCAGCCCCCAGACCUGGAGAGAGCUGUAGGCAGUGGACUGUAAACACUGGCAAAUAUUGACAGACGUCAAGGUCGUGGAGGACCAUUUGGCCCAUGCCUGUUGGGGAAGGAUAAACCUGCAGUUUAACGCGACUGGUCAGCUGGUUUGCAUUUCUAGAAACUGGGAAAUUUCUUAAAAUUUUAAAUCUGGCAGCUCUUUAAUCAUUGUUUGCGGUUGCAGAGCCACGGACUACACUGUCUUCUUUCUGCUGUUCUUCCCUGUUACAGGAAGGGCUUUUCUUUUUCACAUUUGUUCCAGGAGGAAAAUAGAACUACUCUAGAAGGAAGUUGUUCUGAUCCUAAGUGGUUAGAAGGGCUUUUGAUCGAAAUCACGGUUUAAUUUCACUCUGGUUCAAGUAACUGCUCGCCAAAUGCUUUGUUGGGUUGUGUGCUGUCUGAUGUGGCUGAUUUCUGCCUUAGAGGUGACAAUUUCAAAAUCCUGAGACGCCAACUAUUGGAAACUCUAGGACUGAUACUUGGGAAGGAAUUACUUGUUCAGGAAUGGAUAACUCGUGGUUGAGUUUGACUACAGUGCCUAUGAUCUGCUUGGAAACCUAACUUCAGAAAUUCUUGGAGAAUGAGGAUUGGGAUGUACAUGCAAUGGGAGAGAGAGGACACGAGAGCUGUUCGGAACUUCCUCCAGUGGACAACAGUGUGUUUGUUGCAAAGGAAGAAGAAGGACAGAUUAUGGGGGUGUACCUUUGUAUCAGAGGCUACCACCUGGUGGGAGAACAGACUUUGGCCCUCAGUCUCUCAGAGGAGUGGGAGGGUCCCUCCCCUGAGUGCCGCUUGGGCCACUGUCCCGAGCCUGUACUGGAAAAUGGCAGGAUCAAUUAUUCUGGGCCUGUGAAUGCAGGUGACAAAAUCAUGUUUAAGUGCAAUGAUGGUUACAUCCUCAAGGGAAGCAAUUGGAGCCAGUGCCUAGAGGACCACACCUGGGCACCUUCCUUGCCCAUAUGCCAAAGUAGAGACUGUGACCCCCCUGAGAUUCCUAGCCAUGGCUACUUUGAAGGAGAGUCUUUCACUUCGGGAUCUGUUGUUACUUAUUACUGUGAAGACAGGUACCGUUUAGUGGGCACACAGAAGCUACAAUGCAUUGAUGGAGAGUGGAGCAGUUCCUGUCCUACCUGUGAGCCUGUUCAGGAAGCCCCAAGACCUGCUGAACAGAUUGCACUUGAGAAAGCAAUUCUUGCCUUUCGGGAGAUUAAGGACCUUUGUGGUGCCACAGAGAGUUUUGUGAGAAGACUGAAGGAAAGCGGACUAACCAUGGAAGAAGUGAAGUAUUCCCUGGAGAUGAAGAAAACUAAGCUGAAGGCAGACAUUUUACUGAAAUAUCAUAGCUAAGCAAGAUGGAAACAGAAAUACCCUGUGAAUAAACAGCUUCUGAAGGUG
Molecule: messenger RNA, 1480 nt
Organism: Peromyscus maniculatus bairdii (prairie deer mouse)
Lineage: Eukaryota; Metazoa; Chordata; Mammalia; Rodentia; Cricetidae
Gene: C4bpb
Product: complement component 4 binding protein beta
Source: RefSeq, a predicted model, not a curated record